Molecule: messenger RNA, 5132 nt
Organism: Hypomesus transpacificus
Lineage: Eukaryota; Metazoa; Chordata; Actinopteri; Osmeriformes; Osmeridae
Gene: itpkb
Product: inositol-trisphosphate 3-kinase B
Exons: 8
Coding region: 480-2843 (787 amino acids)
Biological process (GO): inositol phosphate biosynthetic process
Cellular component (GO): cytoplasm; nucleus
Molecular function (GO): inositol-1,4,5-trisphosphate 3-kinase activity; inositol tetrakisphosphate kinase activity
Source: RefSeq, a predicted model, not a curated record
GGUACGCAUUGCGAGUCACUGACUGUCUGUACGACGUUCUUCCUGCUUUUAGAACAACACUAAGCAAACACAAAUGUUUUACUACGGCGGAGCGAAGUAGCUACUGAGAAGCUCGCACGAUGUGCGGAUGACGCCUUCUGGAUACACAAAGGACAAGGUUAAACUUAAUUUAAUUACAGAAAGAGUUCUACCAGUGGCACUUUUCCGUUCGUUGAUAACUUGUUGUUGUGUUAAACUAUGUAAAGUCUCAACAAUAAUUCAAAGAAGUUAGAGACGCGCCUGGACUGCUUCAGCUUCUGACGGAAUGCCCUAAGUCUUCAAGGCGUGUAUUCAGAAUCAAACGAUAUAAUUUGUGAUAUUUGCAACGGAUGGGUGUCGGUUACCCAACUGACUAAGCAGCUGCCAUGAUGGGCUCCUGGACCCCCAGACUAGACCAGGACUAAGGCCCUCAUGGGCCCCUGCUCAGCCAGCAGGCUACUAUGGCAGCGUAUGCCCUCAACACUCUAAUCAUGAUGAACACCAAUAACCUGAAGAGUGAGAGCUGUCCCCGUUCUGGCCGGCCAGUACUACCGGUGCCCGACCGCUCUACAUACUGCCCCUUGCUAGGUGGAGGCCCCUACAGCCCUGCCAGCCUCAGCCCCAGUGGGGGUUCCUUUGUGUUUCCCCCCUCUGGCCCCCCCAGCCCUCGCACCCUUUCACCCACCCCCUCCAGCCCCCGUGCCCGCUCCCCUGGCCGCCGGCCAGACACCCUGGGGGUGAUGGUGGGCAACCGUGUGCGUCGGCUGAGCUCUGGAGGAGGAGGGGCAGGGGAGGAGGAGGCUAACGGUGAAGUGCAGGCACGGAGAUCCGUCCAGGCCCUGCAGAUAAGCCGGCAGCUGCAGAACGUGGAGGUGAUAAAGAAGGUGGGUCUAUUCGAGGCUCAGAUCUCCGGUCUCAGAGCCGAGGUGCAGACUGCAGAGCUGCAACGUAGCCCCAGACCCUCGCGCAGAACUGUCUCCUCCCCCCAAACUCUCAGCCCCGCCCUAGGCCCGCCCCAAGCCCCGCCCAGCCCCCAGUCCAGGGACAGCCCAUUCCUGGGGAUUCCCAAUGGGAGGGGGGCAUGGAGAGGGGAUGAAGGAGACGAGAGCAGCAGGACUAAGCUAAAUAGGGAGGCGAGCAGCGAGACUGGAAACAGAACAGGAGGAUGUCAGACUGAAUGGCUCAGUUCUGCAAGCAGUCACAACAGCCACUCCUCUGUGAGCACAGCACUAACUGGCAGCUCUCUGCCUGGGGGAGAGAACAGGCGGGAGACAGAGGAGAGAGAAGACAGAGGGGAGAGAGAACAACAGCUAGGAGGUCCCCAGACCAAGACGUUUCUAAGAGAGCCAGCAGGAGAAGAGCCAACGGAAACCUAUCCGACAGAGUGCACCUUGGCCAGGACUGGUGACGAGGGCCGCCUCCUGGAACUGGGGUCUGCCCCCACCCCCAGCCUUUCCACCUUCACACCCAGCCUUUCAAACCCCAAUCCCAGCCUCUCCACCACCAACCCCAGCCUCUCCACCCUUACCCCCACCCCCAGCCUCUCCACCCCCAUCCCCAGCAUUUCCACCCCCACCAUUCCCGCCGUUAUAGUCACCCUCCACGGUAUGGAAGGCCCAGCAGAGGGCCCAGAUGCAGGGGGAUCUGGCCAGCAUCAGGCCUGCCCCAGCCCCGGUCCCAACCCAAGCCCUGGCCACAGCCCCCGCUCCAUUCGCUCCCUCAGGAAGCUCUCCUCUUCCUCAGCCUCCUCCACUGGUUUCUCCUCGUCCUGGGAGGAAUCAGAAGAUGACAUUUCCAGUGACCCGGAGAGGACUGAGGGACUCGUGCCUGCCCUGCUCAACACCCAGCAAAGAGCUCACAAGUCAUGGAAGAAGAUCAAAAAUAUGGUCCACUGGUCCCCCUUUGUAAUGUCAUUCAAGAAGAAGUAUCCAUGGAUACAGCUUGCAGGGCAUGCAGGCAGUUUCAAGGCGGGGGCUAACGGGCGUAUCCUGAAGAAGCACUGUGACUGUGAGCAGCGCUGCCUGGACUGGCUCAUGAGGGACGUGCUGCGGCCGUACAUCCCGGCCUAUCACGGGGACGUGGAGAAGGACGGGGAGAAGUACAACCAGAUGGACGACCUGCUGGCUGAGUUUGACCUGCCUUGUGUCAUGGACUGUAAGAUGGGAGUCAGGACGUACCUGGAGGAGGAGCUGACGAAGGCCCGGAAGAAGCCCAGCCUGAGGGAGGACAUGUACGCCAAGAUGGUGGAGGUGGACCCUGAGGCCCCCACCCCGGACGAGCGCCAGCAGCAGGCCGUCACCAAGCCCAGGUACAUGCAGUGGAGAGAGACCAUCUCCUCCACUGCCACACUGGGCUUCAGGAUCGAGGGCAUCAAGAAGGAGGACGGAACCGUGAACAGAGACUUUAAGAAGACCAGGACUAGAGAGCAGGUCACAGGGGCCUUUCAGGACUUUGUGAAAGGAAACCAUAACAUCCUGAUGUGCUAUCUGGACAGACUGAAGGAAAUCAGGGAUACGCUGGAGAUAUCUCCCUUCUUCAAAACUCAUGAGGUGAUUGGCAGCUCUCUGCUGUUCGUCCAUGACCAUCGUGAGCAGGCCAAGGUGUGGAUGAUUGACUUUGGGAAGACGACUCCCCUGGCAGAGGGCCAGGAGCUGAGCCAUAGGGCCACCUGGGCGGAGGGGAACCGCGAGGACGGCUACCUGUAUGGCCUCGACAACCUCACAGACAUCAUCACCUCCAUGGUCACCAACUCUGAGAACAGGGCUGUGUCUAAUUCCCUCACCCCUCCACAUGAGGAUGCCCUGACCCCUGACCCCUACACAUGAGAAUAUCCUGACCCCUGACCUCUCUGAAAUCAGGAUAACCCUGUUCCCUCCCUAUGAGGGUAACACUGACCCCUGACCCCUCCACACAAGGAUACCCCCCUUUAUCCCUCCCCUUCUGUCCUUCAUGUUCUCCACCCCUCCAUCAUCACCAUGAAGACAGACUGAUAGUCCCCAGUGAUGACUGAGGUGUCACAUGAUCACUCGUGUGCGUUAACAUGUAGAUUCUGUACAUACAGCUGUACAGUUACUGUGAUGCUAUUGGUCCAGAAUGUAGCCGAAAGGUUCCUUAGUGUGUGGCUACAGGUUCAGACCUUAGCCUAUGGGAUGAUCUUAUUGGUCCAAUUAUAUUGGACCAUUGCUUAUAGACCCUUCUCUGCAACCGGUUUUAACACUUUCUGGAGAUUGUAGUCUAUUGUUUUUAUUAUGUAGGGGACUUGUUCAUGUAAAUGUAGUCUUAGCUAACAUUUUUGAACGCGUAGCUCUGUCAAAGUUGUAACAUGAUAAUGUUUAUAUGAGCUGCAACAAUGACUAAGGUGCUUGACCUUGAAUGACAGGGCAAACAACUGAAGGCCUGUGGGAUUGGAUUCAGCUGUCUGUCGAUUCUUACCUUUACAAAACAGUUUGAAAUGUUAUAGCCUAGAUCAAAUUUCCUUUAAUCACCAUUCAUGCAUUCCUUCCUCUUUGUGUUGAAUUAUACUUUUGUAGAAGAUUAGAGUUGAGACAGUAUGCGGAUGCUAUCGUGUUUCAAUCCAAGUGCCUUAGUAAAGUACAAACGCCUCAAAUGCCUUUCACACCCCCUGACAAUGGAAGACGCCUUAAAUUAACAAGAUUUGGAGGAGAGGCACUGCAUUUUCAGCACAAAGGUCUUCAGUCUGAAGUUAUUUCAGUCCAAGGUGACCUAGUGUGUCUGGAAAAACCCUAAUACUGGCUUAGCACCUCAAAAUCUGAACACUGGGUUAGAACCGGAACUUUGGGUCGAGACUAAAGAACUCAAGCGCUGGGCUGUGACCCCUCAAAAGCACACCACUGGGUCGUGACCUCAGCACCAUAACAGCAGGUUUCACUGUCUGGUUUAGAAGGUUAGGACCAUAGCUCUGGCAAUAGUGAUUGGUUUCUCUCUGUCAUGAUGCAAGCACAACCCCUCAGACUGACUGCUGUUGUGUAACACACCUCGGGGGCUAACAAUAUUGAUAGUGUCGCCGUGACAGCACACCAUUGUGAUCCUUCUGACCUGCUCAGCUUCGUGUUGUCAGGCUCCAUUAGAUGAUUGGCUGUUUGCAUAAACAUUUGACUUUCAAAUGCAACAAUCGUGCAUCCUGACCAAGCAUCCUGACCACGCUAGCCAAACUGAAGCAGCCUGUUUUCAGCUGCUUGUUUAGAUCAGCCUGACCAAUGAGGGGACCAAGUUUAGAUUUAACCAGUGACACAUGGUGGUGGAGAAUAUCUCUUAGUUCUUAGGAAACAAGCCACAGAUGAGCCAAGUUAACUUGGACCAAACAGUACUUCUUCAAAGAUGCUCCUCCUGGUACACCAUCAUAUCUAUUCAGUCAUUCAACACUUCAACAUUCUCAGUCAGAGGAAAUGAGAGAGAGAGAUGUGGGACUAUUUUGAGUGUGUUUAGGGUAGCAAACUAAACUCCCAAAUGGCUCACUUCUCAAAACACUCAUAAGGUCUCCUUCUAUGAGUAAGUGAACGGGUACCAGCAUCCUGGACCGACUACCCCAGAACCCCUCAGUAUUCUAGAUUCACUAACCCCAGUGCCUUCAGUGUUCUAGAGUCACUAAUUCCAGUACCAUAAGCAUUCUAGAGUCACUAGCCCCAGAACCGUCAGCAUGCUGUCUCAAGAGUUCCACUUGUGGAAUGCCUAUAUCUUCACAUUUUAGAAGAUCAUAACAGCCUAGCUAAAUAGAGCAUUCUUCAUCAUUUACCCUUGAUAAGAUGUCGAGUUUUAGUAUUAGUUUUAAACUGCGGACAACAGGUCUAUGUUACUGAAGUACGGCUUGUGUGAACAAGUUGUGGUGAAAACUGGGAGUGGUCUGCCCUCUGCUGGCUCUGAGUGGUGUUACUUAAAAGACCUAACAAGGGUUUGUUUCCACAGUUUUGCAUUUUAAUUAAAGUCUUAACUUCAUCCAUUCUUUUCAGAUUUAAUUUAGAGAUGUUUGUCAAUUUUAUUUUAGAGAGUAAAGUUUUUGAACACUCCCUUCAAAGUAUCUUAGAUCGAUGAUAUACUUGUGUACCAUAUUUAUUUCUAUGUGACUUUUGCACAUAAACACUAAAUGUAGCCACGUG